Messenger RNA from Cylicostephanus goldi, 603 nucleotides. NCBI's taxonomy places the organism in Eukaryota, Metazoa, Nematoda, Chromadorea, Rhabditida, Strongylidae. The record is from the annotation of a GenBank genome assembly.
AUGCCUUUUAUGCAAGAGUGCGUCUUAGAAGAUGGAAAUGAAGAUCGCGGACAUCCCAUAUACGAUGAAAUGCUUUUCCAUCGUCCUUUUUGGAGAGAUGCUCCUAGCCACUUGCAUGUAGACGAGCGUAUGGAUAUCGAACGAAUAGCGUCUUUUCACUUAUCUAAUCCAGGACUGAGAAGAACCGAAUACAACAAGGAGAGAUGUGAAAAUGAAAACUACCAAGAUUAUAAGGGCACAAGAAUUAUCCAAAUUUACCUCGAGAAAGGAUUUCCUAUUGAAGUCCCCUGCUACACCUGCCUGAAAAAUCAAACAGGACUGACUACGGUUUAUUACUUACUUCCUUCUAGGAAUUUUCUGACCGACAUUGAGCUACAUGAAAGAAGGGAAAGGUACACAACUGGAAGAGGCUCUAAUGUUGCAACCCCAGUAAAUUCAUGGCUUCUUCAUCUGAUUGAAAAUCAUCAGUUUGAAAAGGAUCAUGCAUAUGAUGCUCAGUUUGUAUUUGGAGCUGGUCGUGCAUCUGGAGGACAUGCAUCCGGAGAACAACAGCGAAUAUUGGCCGAUGAUUUUGGACAUUUACAGGUUCGGGACAAAAGCUAA